AGAGGAGCAGGAGGGACUGAAUCUUACAUUACAGGAAACAGCACUGAUUUCAAGACUGAGAAUCUGACUGAUGUAACACAGAGACACAUCUCAACUUUGACCUUUAAUCCUUCAGCUGAACAGCACAACACUCGUGUCACUUGCAAUAUCAACUUCACAGGUGGAAAAAGUAAACAGAAGACUUUCACUGUAAAUGUGAACCAUAAGAAAGAAAUUACAAUCAGUGGUGUUACAACUGUGAAGAAGGGAGAUGUUCUGAAUCUGACCUGCAGUGUUGAAAGUUUCCCUCCAUCUCUGAUUGUGUGGUCUAAACUUAGUUCUAACACAAAGCUGCACAAUGACACUGGAUCAGCUACACUUGUCGUCCAUAAUGUGACAUCAGAACAUUCUGGGCAGUACAUCUGUACAGUAAAACAUCUGGACACAACUCUGACUUCAUAUGUUGAUGUAACUGUGACUUGGCAUACAAAGAUACAGAAUGGCUCAGGAUGUGUGCUUCAGUCUGAGGGUUUGACCUGUGUGUGCAUCAGUGAAGGGUUUCCUUUACCUACCAUCAAAUGGCCUCUGUUGAAUCACCACACUGACUACUCUGUCAUUACCACUGUAUUAAAUCACACAGUCAAGAGUACUAUCAGUGUAACUGUAAAAAACCAUGGCAACAGCACUGUUGAAUGUGUCAGCAACAAUGGAAAUGGAGAAGAAAGAGAAAACCUGCUGAUCAAUAACAAGUUGUCUAAAAAAGAUGGUGUUUGCUUUUUGGCAAAAAAGUGCUUCAGGAAAGAAAUGAAGAGUUCCGGACAUUUGAAUGAUACUUUUGUGAUGCUGACACGUCCAGAUGAUCCGCUGAUAUAUGAUGGUCAAGCAUUACAAAACAACCAGACCCUGAACUCAAACAGUGGGACAAACGAAGUGGAAUAUGCCACCAUUGAUUUUUCCCUGUUAAAAACGAAGGCAGCAAGGACGCGAGAAAGCACAAAGACGGAGUACGCUGAAAUCAAGAGGAUAAUAAAAAAAGAACAAGUAGAUGAUGGUGGAGACGACGGUAAAAUGUUGGAGGGGGAGAUGAAACACUGUGAACCAAAAAAGAAGGAAGAGGAAGAUGGCACAGUGUACUCCACUGUGAAUGACAUAAUAGAUGAUAAUUGAGGAAUUCGUUUGUAUAGUUGCUAAGGAUAAAUAUUGAUCUCAUCAGAUGUAAUGGAUGGAUUGAUGGAUAGAUGGAUUUUCAUUUUGUGUUUGAAUGAAAACCUUUUGAAAAAUCUUCUCUAUGUUGUAAACUUCACAAAUAUUAACAAAUCAAAUCUUACAGGGAUGAAAAUGUUACCUCUGAAUAUAGUGCUCUGCAAUAGUUUAAUGACUACAAAUAUUAGAAAAAUGUUAUGGUUAAGCAAUUUUUAGAUAUCUAUACUUCUUUACUAUAAAAUCUUGUCCAAUGACAUUUAGCUGUAGUAGUAAAUAUAGUGGCUUAUCUUUUACUUGACUUUAUUCUUGAUGUAUUUUGCAGAUUUUUAACGGUUUAAGUUUCCAGGUGGCAGAUGGCCAACACUGACCUUGUCUGGUCAAAUAUAUUUGACAGUGUGCAGCCAAAGUGUGCCAAAUUACCUUUGGAGUUUCCUUUUAGUGCUUUCACAAAAUGCCCUUUUACACCAUGUUUUGUGCUUUGUAUUCUCGCUGCAAAAUGUAUGUCUUUUUGCUUAGUAAAUGCAU
Oreochromis aureus is the source of this 1707-nucleotide messenger RNA. RefSeq names its product sialic acid-binding Ig-like lectin 11. The annotation marks the transcript as partial. The record is from RefSeq and is a predicted model, not a curated record. The transcript is spliced from 6 exons. Lineage: Eukaryota; Metazoa; Chordata; Actinopteri; Cichliformes; Cichlidae.